This is a messenger RNA of Loxodonta africana (African savanna elephant), 22306 nucleotides long. RefSeq names its product cysteine-rich protein 3. Bases 21192 to 21911 code for a protein of 239 amino acids. The record is from RefSeq and is a predicted model, not a curated record. The transcript is spliced from 8 exons. NCBI's taxonomy places the organism in Eukaryota, Metazoa, Chordata, Mammalia, Proboscidea, Elephantidae.
UUUCUCCACUUGUCAGAGCUACUUCCAGCAUGGUUAGAAUGUUAAAUUAUAUACUGUGUGCCCCACUGCUGCCUGGAUGGGUAGUGACUAUGCAGUGGCCAUCUGGUAUUGGUUGUGAAGCUUUUUAUACACCCUUGUGCUGGCUCUGCCCGGAGUCCUCUGGGAACUGAGCUCCCCACGGAUAUGCAUCGUCCUGCUGAGGGCCCUCUUGGGAGUUAGGAAGUUCAGCCCUGGGAUUUUUAAAUCUCCGUGCCAUUUUUACCGUGACAUCCUAUUAGCAAUUUGUAAACUGGCUUAACAGAGACCUCAGAGUCCCACUCCCCUACCCGCUCCUCAAAAAUAAUGCAGAGUUGCUGGUCUUUUCUCCUAAGAUUUCAUAUUUCUGUUUUUCUUGUCCGCAGAGCUGCAGAAUCCCUACAUUGAGUUUUAGAAGGCUAUUUAAUUUUUCAAGAGCCUUGACUAGCGUCAGUUUAGGGAUUGUCCUGUCCCCUCUUUUCAUGUCGUGGAAAGGGUACGGGUUGGGAAGAGCUAGAUCCUUAAAUACGCUUCAGCCAUUUGCCUUGCUGUGAUUUUGGACAAGUUACUUCACCAUGCCACAGAUUUUGUAUUUCUUCUGUAAGAUGAGGUUCAUUCUGUCCAUCCCAGCACUAAAUGUGUACAGGGUUAGGCUGUCCUGAGUAAUCUUCCUAGGCCUGCUUUUUAGGCUGAAGUCUGAGUUCAGUGUACUUUUCUGGCCUGGAAACCAGACUGACUGAGAAGAUGCCCCACAGAGGAGCUUGAACCCAGGUGAGCUUCAGAGAUGUAUUUGUUUCUCCAGAGAAUAUACCCCUUGUCCAGUCUAGGAGGCUAUCUACAGGAAUUCAGGGAACAUAAAGAAUUUAAAAUGCCAGUUUGUAUUGAUUUUCAGGCCUAUUCACUUAGUAAGUACCACUUGCCUUUGGGGUAGAGACAGGUGAGUGGAAAGAGAUUACCAAAGCCAGAUCCCAGUCCUAACCUCACCCCUUCUCAAUGGGACUCAGAAUCUAAGUCUCUAGUUUAGGAGGGGACCGCUUAAAAGAGGUAGGAAAGGGAAGAGCAAAUCUAGGAAGGACAAGAAGCUGGGACUAGAGUACUUUGAGCUUUAGUUUUGGUAGCAACUCCUCUUAUACUCAGCCACGCUCAAAUGGUAGUCUCUCAGACUCUAUAACUUCAGGCUUUGCACCGAAGGCAUUUACUAAUCUUGGGCUUUUCCUAUAAUGAUGCCCACUUCUGGACUUGGUGGGAGCCCUGCUGGCAUAGCAGUUACGUGCCUGGCUGCAGACCAAGAGGUUUAGACCCACCAGGUAUUCCACAGGAGAAAGAUGAGGCAGUCUGCUUCUGUAAAGAUUGCAGUCUUGGGAACGUUAUGGGGCAGUUCUGCUCUGUCCUUUAGGGUUGCUAUGAGUUAGAAGGAAACCCUGGUGGCGUAGUGGUUAAGUGCUAUGGCUGUUAGCCAAAAGGUCGGCAGUUCGAAUCCACCAGGUGCUCCUAGGAAACUAUGGAGCAGUUCUACUCUGUCCUGUAGCAUCGCUAUGAGUUGUAAUCGACUCAACGGCAGUGGGUUGGUUGGUUGGUAUGAGUCAGAACUGACUCGAUGGCAACGGGUUCUAGAGUUGAAGAAACGGCAUUCUUCAUAUCUGCCUUAUGCAGGAGGAUGCUCAGGAUUCUGUAGUCUGGGAAGCAAGUGUUGGCUGCUGCAUCGUCUUAGCUCAGUGCAAUCUACCUUUGGCGCUCAUUCAGAGAAGUCAUUGGAAAGAAAGGGCAGAACUCUAACUUAGGAGCUAGUGCCUAGAGGUAGAGCCUGUGUCUUUUUAUUCACACUUUCACAGCACUGAAUAAAUUUUCACAUUAAGAGGCGAAGGCACAUGCCAGGAGUGGGCCUGAUUUUUACGUGUGGCUUGUGGUGUCAUAUAACUAUGGUUCAAAUUUCUGAAAACAUCCGAAGCAAGUAUUACUGACUAGUGAGAAUAAAUCAGUUAUGUUUAAAUUGAGACAAACACCUAAUUUUACCUAGGUUGUGUAAAUAACCCCUUAAUAUUCAUUCCCCUUGGCUUUGUGAAUGGAUACCUCCCUGUUUUACAAGCCAUCUUCCUCAUAUUCACAGCUAGCUUCAGGACACAUAAUACUCAAUAACCUUUCUGCUAAUACUGCUGAGUAAUGUAGCAGAGUAUUCCCACUUCACCCCAUGCCGCUCCAUCUCUAGAAAAUCAAGAAGUUAGCUGAGUUUUUGGUAGCAAAGCCUGCAUUAAUUUAUUAGAUUGCCAGAUUCAGGGACUAAGGAAGAAUUGGGGGUUUGAGUAAGGACACAGGGAUCCCAAAAGGGACAUUAUGUAUAUUACUGAAGAAGUUGGGGAGGUUCAGAGAGGAUAUAGCCUUGAACAGAACCUAGUGAGGAGGGGUGUUGUUUAUUUUUAAUAUAUUCCUGAACAUUGGUUCUCCACCUUAAUAAAGCUUACCUACCAAACCAUUAGGAUGAGGAGCUAAACAGAGUCUUCAUUCACGAUUUAUGUGAGAAUGGAGACAAAUGAAAAUAAUCUGGAAUUGUGGGCACAUUUCUUUAUUUAGAGUUUAAUUUUGUAAUCGUGUUUAUGCGUUUUUUAACUAAAAAUUAUGUAUAUAAUAGCACUAUUCAUUGAUAAAUCAAGCAGUUGCAUUAUAAUGAAAAUUUACCCUUAAAAAAAAACCAUCCUGAUUUGCCCUAAACCCAUAAACACUUUCAGAGCACCAUGUACUUUUAUGUUGUAGCACUGAACGUGGUUGCAAUUUUACAUUUAUGUUUCUUUGAUUAAUAUAUGUCUUUCUCCCUCACCCCAUCCCAACUGGAUUAUAAACUCUCCAAAACAGAAGUCUGUCUUUGCUUUCAAUGUUACUUUUUUUUUCCAUCAUUGUAUUUAUAGUGCACAGUUGCCUGACCCUUCAGAGGACAUGCAAUAAAAAUUGGAUGAAAGAAUCAAUGUGGUAAUAGUAGCUGUUAUUUAAAUUAAGUGAUUGUUAAUACUUAACAGUUAGCAAGUGGGUAAAAACCGUAAACUAAUGAUUGUUAUUUGCUGGAUGUCUUAGUUAUCUAGUGUUGCUGUAACAGAAAUGUUACCAAGUGAAUGGCUUUAACAAACAGUAAUUUAUUCUCUCACAGUUUAGGAAGCUAGAAGUCCCAAUUCAGGACGCUGGCUCUAGGGGAAGACUUGCUCUGUCUGUUGGCUCUGGAGGAAGGUUCUUGUCUCUUCUGAGCUUCUGUUCCCGGGCAGCCUUCAUGUGCUUGGCAUCUCUAUUCCCCCAUCUCUGCUUCCUAGCUUACUUGUUUAAUGUCUUUUAUAUUUCAAAAGAGAUUGACUCAAAAAUCUACCCCCUACACUAAUCCUGUCUCAAUUAGCAAAACAAAGAUAGCCCAUUCACAAAUGGGAUUAUAACCCCAUGCAUAGAGGUUAGGAUUUAUAAUACAUAAUUUUGGGGGACACAAUUCAAUCCAUAACAUUCAACCCUUGGGCUCCCAAAAUUCAUACCCCUGCCCCAUGCAAAACACAUUUACUCCAUCACAUCAUCCCAAAAGUCUUAAAAUCAACUGCAAGCCUAAAAUCUCGUCUUCGGAAUCAUCUAAAUCAAAUUACAGGUAAGACUUCAGGCGUAUUCCAUCCUGGGGCAGAAUAACCUGUUCAUCUGUGAACCUGUGAAAUCUACGCAACAGGUUAUCUGUUUCAAAAGUACAAUGGUGGAACAGGCACAAGGUAGACAUUUCUAUUCCAAAUAGAAGUUGGACGAAAAAAAGGAUAACGGGCACCAAGCAAGUCCAAAACCCAGCAGAACGGUUACAUUAGCUUUCAAAGCUUGAAACUAAUCCUUCACUCUUUGGGACCAUCUAGGCAAUGGCCCUGCCGGCCAGACUCUGAGUGUUGGCCACCACCUCUGGAUUCUGGGUGGCGGCUCCUCAAUCCUGGGUUUCAGCUCUGCCUUCCAGGCGCACGGGGAUGGCAGCUCUGCUCCCUCAGUACCAAAUUCUGUCUUAGUUACCUAGUGCUGCUGUAACAGAAAUACCACAAGUAAAUGGCUUUAACAAACAAAUUCGUUUUCUCACAGUUCAGGAAGCUAGAAGUCUGAAUUCAGGGUGGUGGCUCUUGCUCUCCGUUGGCUCUGAAGGAAAAUCCUUGUCUGUUUGAACUUCUGCUCCUGGACAAUCUUCAUGUGCUUGGCAUCUCUCUUCCCCUAUCCCUGCUUCCUAGCUUGCUUGUUUAAUGUCUUUUAUAUCUCAAAAGAGGUUGAUUUAAGACACACCCUACACUAAUCCCGUCUCAUUAGCAUAACAAAGGUAACCCAUUCCCAAAUGGGAUUAUAACCACAGGCACAGAGGUUAGGAUUUACAAUACACAGUUUUGGGGGACACAGUUCAAUCCAUAACACUGGGUGCUUAGAACUCUAUAGGCUGACUGUCCUGUUGCUCUGUCCUGGGUCAUUGUAUACAAAGCACUGUCUACAGCCAUGAGUGCAUAUCAAGGCUGCUUGUGAUCCCUUCACUUCAACAGCAUUCUGCAGUAGUGGUGUCAGGCCAGGUGGGGGACACACUACGCCCGCAGCUCUAGAAGAGAAACUGAGGAUGGGGAGGAGGGUAGAGUAACCUUAGAGUUAGAAGUAAAAGGCUUUUGGGGCUCUGAUUUUCACAUCUUUUCUCUGUCUAGCCAGAGUUCAGAUGUUAAAGUCAGCCAGUCAAACCUCAAAUCCCUCUGAUUUGGCUGAAGGAAUAAUUCAACCUUUCAUAGCCCAACAGUUUCUUGUCACCUCUCAAAACUGGAAAUCAAGCUAUCACAAUUUUAUUUCUGGAAAGAAACAAAAACAUUAACCAAAGAAGUUUGUCUUUGGAAGAGGGAGGAGAGAUGGUUUCUUUUUUUUUUUUCUUGUUUUGUUUCAACAUUCUGCCCAUGAAAAUGCAUUGCAUGCGUGUGUUUAUCUGUCUAUCUAAUCUAAUCUUUGUAAGGGUUAACUGGGGCUGCAGAAUUACAGGCCAGGUUUUUUUCCUUUCCGUAUUAAAAAAAAUUAAUGAUUUUUUGUGUGUGUGUGUCUCACAUUCCGUACAUCUUCUCAUCUAUUUUCCAUCAUUACAACCAGUUCCUGCUGUUUUUCCCCUCAAGACUCCCUCAAUUCUUCUACUCCCGUUGAACCAGGGCAAUAUACCUUCUUCAGGAAUCUGCUACCCUUCUUCUCCCUCUCUUCCUCUUCCCUUUUUGUUAUCCCAACUUCUGUUGAGCUGGUUGUGCAUAUUCGUUGAAACCCUGGCGGUGUAGUGGAUAAGGGCUAUGGCUCCUAACGAAAAGGUCAGGUCGAUAGUUUGAAUCUACCAGGUGCUGCUUGGAAACUCUGGGGCAGUUCUACUCUGUCCUAUAGGGCCCCUAUGAGUCGGAGUCGACUCAGUGGCAAUGGUUUUUUUUAAAUUUGUACAGGCACUUGGACAUUAUAUAAAUCAAGCUACCUGUCUUCACAAAACUUACUUUUAUUCAGGUCCACAAAAGCUAUCACAAACUUUGUUACAUACAAAAGGACAGAAGACUACUACUAUCUAGAUGUAGUAAAUUAAAACUUUACAGGCUUUUGUUCCAUUUGUAGAGGAUCAGGCAAGGAAGGAAUUUUGUAGAAAACAAGGGAAAUGGGCAUGCUUAAAGGAAGUGAGUGAGCAGGGUGAAAAUAGAAGGCAGAGUUACAUAAUGAGAGAACAAAAGAGAGAGUGGAGAAAGAUAGCAAGGAGAUAAAAAGUAUAUUGAGGUAUUAUUUACAUUCUUGGCUUUCUGAUACUCUGCCCCCCGCUAAGGUUCCAUCCAUCCUUUCCAUAGCCUACCUGCAUAAGAUGAUUAUGAUGACAUUGUUAUUGACUCACCAACCUGUCUUUCUUUUCAGGAGCAAUUCAGGUUUCCAAAAGGAAGGACUGCAGCAGACAUCUCUGCCUCAGGGAGGCCUGGAUGGAAGCCACAGAGUCCACAGAAGUGAUGAGCGCCCUUGUGGCCAAUAGGCAGUUACCUAAAGGGUCUGACUUCCAGAAGGUGGGUAUAGCUGCUGGGGAAGGGAUAGGUUGUGGAGAAGACGCUGCAGUUUCACUUUCCAGGAAAUGAUGAGUUGGGUGAGUAAAUACUUCUAUGUGUGUUUGUAUCUUCAUACCAAUAGAGGAGGCACAAGGUGAAGAUGGGCAUAGAAGGUGCCCCUCCUCACCUCAUUUAGCAUUGAAUCAGCUAUCACCUAAACUUCCAUCUCUCAUUUUGUGCCACGAUACCGUGUUAGAGCUGUGGAGUUUGGGUUUGUCCAUCCCUUCUGGGCCCUGUGCCCAAAUGUCCCUAGCAAGUAGAACAUCUUCCAUCUCUGUUCCAGUGUCCCUUACCAAAAUCAAGGUAACAAUUGGGCAUGUCCUUAGAGGAGUGUGAUAUGAAUAGUUAAAGGAAGUUGCCAGGAAGGAGGUAUAAUCACAAAAAGGAUGUCUGAGAAAUUCUGGGGUAUCACACCCUGUCUUAGUUAUCUAGUGCUGCUAUAACAGAAAUACCACAGGUGGAUGGCUUUAACAAAGAGAAAUUUAUUUCUUCACAGUAAAGUAGGCUAAAAGUCCAAAUUCAGGGCGUCAGCUCCAAGGGAAGGCUUUCUCCCUCUGUUGGCCUUUUCAUCAAUCUUCCCCUGGACAAGGAGCUUCUCUGCACAGGGACCCCAGGUCCAAAGGACUCACUCUGCUCCUGGCACUGCUUUCUUGGUGGUAUGCGGUUCCCAGCCCCCAGCAUCUCUCUGCUUGCUACUCUCUUUUCUCUCUCAGGAGAUUCUCUUAAGACACAAUCCAAUGUUGUAGACUGAGUCCUGCCUCAUUAACACAACUGCUGCCCAUCGUUCCUCAUUAACAUCAUAGAGGCAGGAUUUACAACAUAUAGGAAAAUCACACAAUAUGCGGAAUCCUGGCCCAGCCAAAUUGAUAACACACAUUUUUGGGAGACAUAAUUCAAUCCAUGACUUAACCCCAUUCAGAUUUACUGCUUCUGCACACACUGAAACGUCAGGUACGUGGAAGCAGCAAGCAUCCUUUCAAAAUACUGAGGAAACCCCUUAGUCUUGUCCGUCUAAAUUGCCAGUAGGUGCUUCUUUUGUACUUUGUGAUUCUGGGAGGGAGAAUACAGUGGGGUUGAGAACAAGAACAACAACAAAAAAAAAAUAAGCUGACCUUUAAGUUCUUCAGAUGCUUAAGUUCAUUUAAAUCUGAGCUAUCCCAGUUCCAGAUUUAUCUAGAAGACCAUUAGCGUAGUUUUGUCCCUUAUUUGUAAAUCGAGGCACUUUUAGGAUCCUGGGGGUCUAGUUUACUGUCCAAAUACAUCUGUGGUUUUGGUAAUUUUGGGGAGUACUCACGAUGUCAUAAAUACAAAGAACUGCAUAAUGUACAAACAAAGCCAUCAGUAGAAAAGGGAUAAGAGGUGUAUCAGGGCCUCUUGCUGCUGAGGUUUUAUCAGUUGAAGGACUACUCAUUCCUGAGGCGUGACCCUGUGGAUGAAGCAAUGGAAAGCAGUCUGGUGCCAGGGCUGCCAGCACAUUGUCACCACCACUUUCCUUCCCUGCGCCAGCCUAAGAUCUGUUUCUCUUCAGCCACCACAUUCCUCUGCUCAGGAACAGUCAAGGGUGUGGGUCACAAGCUUUCAUCCCUAACUGUGAAUUCCAUUCCUACCUCCAGCCCGUUUUGCUGCUUGAACCCCCGUUUUCCAGUGGUGUGUGAAGUACAUGACUGAGGUGUGCUGAUCUGGGGGAUGGGCAGGGGAAGGGGAACAUUUUUGAGAAUAAUAUUUCUCUCUUGGGGCUUCUUUUGUUUGAUAUGUUAGCAUUUGUAUAUAUUCAGAGUGAUGAAAUAUUUAAGAUCUAUUCCUUUUUUAUUGACAUAUAAUUCACAUAACAUUACAUUUCACAUGACAAAAUUCACCAUUUUAAAGUAUACUUUAAAAUGGUGAUUUUUUGGUAUAUUCACAAGGUUGUGCAGUCAUCACCACUAUCUAAUUCCAGGAUGUUUCCAUCACUCCCCCGAAAACCUUGUGCGUAUUACCCAGUGUACAUAUUAGUCUCUCCCAAUUCCCUCCUGCCCCCAGCAUCUGGCAACCGCUAAUCUACUUUCUGUCUCUAUGGAUUUGCCUAUUCUGGACAUUUCAUAUGCAUGGAGUCCUACAACAUGUGGCCUUUUGUGUCUGGCUUCUUUACUCAGCAUAAUGUUUCCAAGGUUCAUCCAUGUUGUAGCAUGCAUGUAUCAGUUGUAGCAGUGCUUGCUUCUGUAUUAUGGCUGAAUAGUAUUCUGUUGUUUUUCUAGUCAUUUUGUUUAUCUAGUCAUCAGUUGCUUGGCAUUUAGAUUAUUUCCACUUUUUGGCUAUUAUGAACUAAUGCUAUGAACAUUUAUGUACAAAUGUUUGCGGGACCUAUGGUUCUAAUUCUUCGGGAUAUAUACCUAGGAGUGGAAUUGCUGUGUCGUAUGUAACUCUGUUUAACUUUUUUUUUUUAAAUAAACUUUUAUAUUAAAGUAUAAUAUUCAUAUUUUAAAAAAGCACACACAUCAGAAGUGUUUAGCUCAACAAUACUCAGAAAGUAAACACAUCUGGGUAACUAACACCGAAAUCAAGAAAGAGAAUAUGACCAACACCCCUAAAGCUCCUCUCAUGCCCUCUUCCACUUGCUACUUUCCCAAAAUAUAGCCAUUAUUCUUCUGUUGCAAGCGCUUUUUUUAUUACUGAGGUGAAAGUUCAAUAAUGUAAAAUUAAAGGUAUGGAACAAGUCAAUGUCAUUUAGUACAUUCACCAUAUUUUACAACCACCAGUUCUAAUUCUAAAACAUUUCAUCACCCCAAAAUAAAAACCAAACCCAUUAAGCAGUUAGUCCCCAUUCCCCAUUCUCCUUCACCCGAGCCCCAGUGAAACCCUCUUCCUAAAUGUUUCUUCGUUGGGAGGUUUUGGAUUACUGAUUCAGUUUCUUUUCUUGUUAUAGAUCUGUUCAGAUUUUCUGUUUCUUCUUGAGUCAGUUUUGGUAAUUUGUACGUGUUUAGGAAUUUUUCCAUUUCAUCUGUGUUUUCUAAUUUUUUUGGUGUACAGUUGUCAAUAGUAUUAUAAUCCUUUUUAUUUCUGUAUGAUUGGUAAUAAUGUCCCUACUUUCAUUUCUGUCUUUAGUUAUUUGUAUCUUCUCUUUUUUUUCCUUAGUCGUCUUAGCUAAAGGUUUUUCAAUUGCAUUGACUUUUUCAAAGAACCAACUUUUGGUUUCAUUGAUUCUCUGUAAUGUUUUUCUAUUCUCUAUUUUGUUUAUCUCCACUCUAAUCUUUAUUUCCUUUCUUCUACUAGCUUUGGGUUUAAUUUCCUUUUCUUUUUCUAGUUGCUUGUUGUAGAACUGUUUAUUUCUCCCUUUAGUUCUGACAAUGUUUGCUUCGUGUAUUUUAUGUUUCAUAUAUUUUGGUGAGUCUGUGUUUAUAAUUGUUAUAUCUUCUUGAUGAAUUGUUCCUCCUUUGUCUCUUGUAACAAUUUUUGGCUUAAAGUCUAUUUUGUCUGAUAUUAAUAUAGCCACCCCAGCUUUCUUUUGGUUUGCAUGGACUAUCUUUAUCCAUCCUUCCACUUUGAACCUAUUUGUGUCUUUAAAGUGAUUCUCUUAUAGACAGAAUAUAUUAUAUUUUUAUGCAAAUAAUACAUGCCUUCUAUGUUUCUUUGCCACCGGUGCCCUUCCCCAUGAGGUAUUCUCAUAAGUGCCGCUAUGCCAAUUAUUUUUUAGUGUAAAAAAAAAUUGGCAUAUUGGCACUUAUGAAAAUACCUCGUGGUGCGAGGGCAAGGUUAGCAAACAAACGUAGAAGGCACACAUUAUUAAUGUAAAAAUAUCGUAGUUGGAUCCCUGAAAAUCAUACAUUAAGAAAGUACGUAUAUAGUACUAUCUACAGUGUCAGACCCUUUGUACAAGAUGAUAAAAUGCUUAAAUACAAGAUGCUUUUCUUCUACUACAAAGGCGCAUGUUAUAAUAGGUUAUAUUAAUUAGGAGUUUUUGGUUGCGAGUAACAGAAACCUAAUUCAAACAAGCUUGAGAAAAAUAAAAGGGUGGGAGGAUUUUGUGGCUUGGUAACUGAGAAACUAAGGUUGACCUAGAUCCUGGAAGGCAGAGAUGUCACUAGAACUCUCUUCUUCACUCCUGCAGCUCUGCUUGACUCUGUUCAUUUCUUCUUCACCUCAUUUUGAGAGCUCUUUCCACUCGAGCAGGAUGGUCCCCAUCAGUCUCAAGCUGCCAUGGCCUUGUAAGCUUCCAUCUAGAAAAUGACAAUGUAUCUUUUCUGGUAACACUAAAAGUCUCAGGGAGGACACCGAUUAGUCUAUCUUGGGUCACAUUUCUAUCUCGGAACCAGCACUGUGGUCAGGUGGUUGGGGUACUCAGACCAGGCCCAGGUCACAAGUUCACCAUGGGAAGGCAGGGUCUGCCCUACUGAACCGUCUUGACAUAAGUUGCAUUAACAUGGUCUCGAGGAAGAUGAGGUUCUCCAAAAUAAAUUCUGCUAAACAGAAAAUAAAAAUGUCCUCUAUAGAGCUGCAGAGAUUUAGUGCCUUCUUUCUUUUUAGCCUUUCUCUUUGUGACUUUUCAUCAAGAGAUGGGUGCCCAGGUUCUUGUCUCCAGUACGAUAGUAGCUGCGCCUCCUUUUUUUUUUUUAGUAGAGAUUAGAAAUAAGAACUUUAUAGCCUUGCCUGUUCCAAAAGCUCAGAAUAAGAAGAGAAAAACCCCAGUCAUUUUGGAGUUGAGAAGAAGCUGGGGCUUGACUCCUGAUUCUGUGACCUUGAGCUUCAUAGAGGAACUAAAAGACUCCUUUGUUGAAAGGUAAGCAUUUGCAUUUGUCUGAAUCCUUAAGUUUAAACCCUUUUAGCUUUGUUAACAUACUGUCAUGAUCUAGAAGAACUGUACUCACAUAUUAUAAAGAGUUACCUCCCCCUAGACCUUAGUACAGAGAUGAAGAAGUUUGUGGUAGUUUAUGCCAAUUCCAAAGAGCAUUGUUACCAUUACUAGAAUGAUAAGCAAACUGACCACUGAGUUUCACUCCUCUUUUUUUUUUUUUUACCUCCUUAGUUUCUGGCAUAUGGAUACAUUUUCAUGCUACAGAUAUUUGGGAGUAGUUACUUUUAUAUAUUCUCAGAUGAAAUACACAUUUCCAGAUGAUACUACAGAAGCCAAAUCCAUCUUUACAUAGAAGGCCAUCGUUCAAAACUGUUAUUGAUUUCUUUAUGAGCAAAGAUUAAAGGCAGUCGUGGUGAAGGGUCAGGGGGUCCUCUAUGCAGUCUUGAUUCUGAAUUAGUCCAGCUGAUUUCACUGAGUCACAAAAUGUAACCCACUCAGUAAAUCCCAAGCUACCAGUACAGAUAGCUAUACAGAGAUUGCCUUCAAUAGGUUCCUGUGAUGCCAAAAUGAUGCUGGAAAACAAGGGGAAAAAAUCAAACAGAUUCUUGAAAGAGUCAUAGGAGAUGUAUGGCUAUUAAGCAACAAUUCUCUACAGGUAGGGGGAUUAGUGUGUUUUUAUUAAAGCAUAUUCAUUCUAUUUGUUUUUCUGUAUAUUUCCAUUUGUAUUACAUUUUUUAAAAGUAAUAUAAACUACAGAAAGUAGGGUUUUCUUGCUGGAGGGGAUGUGCGGAAGAUGGAGUGAGAAAGCUUAAGGGAUAUGGGUAAUAAAGAUUAAGAAAUACACUCUAAAGAGGUAAGACUGAUUUUUCACAGACAUACCAGAACCAGGUACUUUCCCUUUUAAAAGUGUCGUCUAGGAGCAAAGUUCUUGAUAAUGCCUUAAAAGGCACAAGCCUAUGACCAUUUAGUUGAGUAAGUCUACAAAAACUCACUGCAAAGCUAACCUGCCAUAUAGUAGCAGCCAUAUAUGCAAGGUUCUUUAUAGUUUAUAUAACACAUUCUCUGAUUUGCCACAUAUUUAAUGAUAGACAUAAUUGUGCUACAUGCUAAUUAAGCUUAAUUAGCAAGUUCUUAUGGAUGACUAAUUAAUGGGACUGGUUUGCUGCCAAAACAAAAUUUCAGUUCCCUUUUUACAUUAUGAGCUACCUAGUAUUUAUAAUCAGGAUCAGUGUAAAUUAUAUUCCCUUUUGGGCAUCAUACAUACUGAUCCUCAUGUACAUUAAGAAAUUCCUGAGAUCUUACUCCUAGGCAGGUGAGCUUCCCUCACUCCAGGGCUUCUGUUACUACUAGUGUCCCAUUAACUCUCAACCCCUUCCUAUUCCUACAUCUCUGUCUAACUUCCUAUUCCUACUGACGCUCGUCUACUUAUACCUGAGGGGGACUUGCAUAUAACAUUUACCAUUCAUUCACCAACAAAUGUUUAUUGAACAUGUAUGCCAAAAGUUGAGCAAGGCACUAGAAACAUACACAGGGGUUGGCAAGACAACCCUGGUCCCUGCCCCCGUGGAGCUUACAGACUAAUAGGGUAGACAAAGCCUAGACUAGGGUCGGGGAGGUAGGCAGGAAGUUGGCAGGCCUAUUUGACUCUUUCACUAAGCUACAACCUAGCCUUUACCGGUAAUGCAUGGGUCUCCAUCUGCCUUUUAUCCCUCAUUUUGUCCAGCAGUCAGGCAAGGAAAACAGGGUUGUCAUUGAUUGGGCCCCCUCAGCCCUAUAGCACAGGCUGUAAUGGGAUAUAGUACUUGGGACCAAUAGCCUGGUAUUGAGUAGGUGAGGGAGCUGAGUGAGCUGAGUGAGGCAGGAAUUGGUAAGGUGAAGUUAUUAGAGAAGUGAGUUCCCAGCAAAGAGACAGCAUUUGCAAAGGCCUUGAGGCAGAAAAGAGUUUGGCAGGUUUAAGAAGCUCAUUUAGUAUGGAUUAUGCAACAGGAAGAAUGGCUAGAAGAUUGUAGAGGUGGAGGGCCUGGGUAUGGAGGGUUUUAGAGCCAAGUUAAAAACUUUAUCCUGCUGCCACUGCGAAGCCAUGGAAAGGUUUCAGUGACAUUUUCGUGCCCCUUGUCUCUCAACCCAUUAUUUCCUGGACAGGCCCUCUUUUCUUCAGGUACAGAGCUACCAUACAGAUAAAUUUACCAUCCUUUCAGGCUGAAACACGUGGACAACUUAGUAGAAAUCAAGCUUAGGAGCAUAGAGUGGGAAGAGUGUGGACUCUGGAGUCAGAAUUCUUGGGGCCUGUAUAAUGUUGAAGAAAGUUCUUAACCUCUCCAAGCCACUUUCCUUUUCUGUACUUGUGUUAAUGUAACAUACAUACCCCUCAUCAGGUUGUUGCAAGGAUCAGAAAUAACAGGUACAGUGACUGACAUUCCAUAGACGGUAGCUGUCAUUAUUUCAGCAAUGCUCUCUUGCUCACACAAAUUCAAAACUCCUCUUUGGGAAUGGAAUCACAGAAUCAUAGAUUGUCAAAUUGUGAAGAAACCUUCAAGGCCUGUCAGCUUAUGAUGUUUUCAUCCCUUAUGCACACUGAUGAUCAGUUGGUUUGUUGUCCAGUGUUACUUAUAUCCAGACAGGAAGCUCACUACUGUUUGAGGCGGCCUCUUCAUGUUUGGGCUCUGUUAAAAGGUUCUUUCUUAGACUGAAUCCAAAUCUAUCUUCCAGUGGUCUCUAUCUAGGGGUCUUGGUAGUGCCCCUAAUACUUUUUGUGACAGCAUUCUAGGUGUUUCAGGUCAUUGUCUCCACCCCCACCCCCUCCCCACUCACCUAGAAUUGAAAAGCUGAAGGGGAAAAAAAAAGUUGAAGAGCCUUUCUCACAGCAGUAAUAACAAUAUCAGUUCAUCAAGAAAACACAACAAUCCUAAAACUUAAGUGUACCUAAUUGUUGUUGUUAUCAGGUGCUAUUGAGUCGAUUCCAACUCAUAGUGACACUAUGUACAACAGAAUGAAACACUGCCCAGCCCUGCACUAUCCUCCCAAUUGUUAUGCUUGAGCCCAUUGUUGCAGCCACUGUGUCAUUCCAUCUUGUUGAGGGUCUUGAUCUUUUUCACUGACCCUCCAUUUUAUCAAACAUAAUGUUCUCUAGGAACCGGUCCCUCCUGAUAACAUGUCCAAAGCAUGUGAGACGAAGUCUCUCUAUCCUUGCUUUUAAGGAGCAUUCUGGCUGUACUACUUCCAAGACAGAUUUGUUCGUUCUUUUGGCAAUCCGUGGUAUAUUCAGUAUUCUUUACCAGCACCACAAUUCAAAGGCAUCACUUCUUCUUCAGCCUUAGUUAUCCCACAGCUUUCACAUGCAGAUGAGGCCAUUGAAAACAGGUGCACCUCAGUCUUCAAGGUGACAUAUUUACUUUUUAACACUUUAAAGAGGUCUUUUGCAGCAGAUUUCCUCAGUGCAGUGUAUCUUUUGAUUUCUUGACUGCUGCUUCCAUGGGUGUUGAUAGUGGAUUUAAGUAGAAUAAAAUCCCCAACUCAGCCUUUUCUCCAUUUAUCAUGAUGUUGCUUAUCAGUUCAUUUCUGAGGAUUUUUGUUUUAUGUUGAGGUGUAAUCCAUAAUGAAGCCUGCGGUCUUUGAUCUUCAUCAGUAAGUGCUUCAAGUCUUCACUUUCAGCAAGCAAGGUUGUGUCAUCUAUAUAAACGCAGGUCGUUAAUGAGUUUUCCUCCAAUCUUGAUAGUCCAGCUUUUCGGAUUAUUCGCUCAGCAUACAGAUUGAAUAAGCAUAGUGAAAGGAUACAACCCUGAUGCACAAUUUUCCUAACUUUAAACCGUGCAGUAUCCCCUUAUUCUGUUGGAAUGACUACCUCGUGAUCUAUGUACAGGUUCCUCAUGAGCACAAUUAAGUGUUCUGGAAUUCCCAUUCUUGGUGGUGUUAUCCAUAAUUUGUUGUGAUCCGCACAGUCAAAUGCUUUUGCAAAGUCAAUAAAACACAGGUAAUAGUGCUUAAAAACAUGAAGCCAAAAGUAUUAGGGGAAGAUUUUUAAUAGUAAUAAUAGUAGUUAUCAUGUAAUGAACACUCACACUCUACUGAGUGCUAGAGAUAUACAGAAAAGUAAGCCUCAAUCCUGUGAAUUGAAAGUACGACAAGUAAACAAGUAUGAAAACAUUAUGGAUACUGUGAGAGAGGUCUGUGCAGGGGACACGGGCGGGGAAGAUUGUCACCUGGUCCUCAUGAGAAAGGGGCUUGCCUCUUAGAGGAGAUGGUACAAAUUGCACCUUGACCAUUGAGCAGGUAUAAUAUACACUCAGCUGGAUUUAUCCAUUUGUGGUAUUUGUUAAAAUACCAUUUUAGUGAGUUUAGCCACAACAACUGUUUUUUUUUUAAAACAACCACUGUCAGUAACAGCAAAUACAUUCCUACAAGAAAUGUUGGUUUUCCCUGUUAGCAUUUGUAAAAAAGGAGUCAGGGUAGUCUGACCUCCUCUAACUUCACAAGGGGGAAAGAGAAUCAAGAUCAACAGCCCAAGGCUGAUUCCUAUGGAGGUCAGAUAUGGCUCCUCUCUCCACUAUCUUUACCAUUUCUGACACCAGCCAUCCCCCCUACAGCACUCUCUACUUGUUUUCUGAGUUCGAUAAUUCAUUGCAACGACCACACAGAAGUCACAGACAAUACUCACGAUUAUGGGGUUUAUUAGGGAAAUAAUAGGUUGCAGUUCAGGUUCAGGAACACUCAGGAUACAGUUCUUCCAUCAGGACAGCCUCUGUUCAGUUAUGCCCACAGGCAUGCUUCUCUCUGGCUCCUCAGCCUCUGCCUUGCUUGGGCAAGUGUUACAAAGCUCUUUUAGCCCUGCCAAUAAGUACCCCAAGACACCGCACUGCAGCAGUAAGCCUUGGACCGAAGAUGCUCAGCUCAGGCUCAGUAGGUCAGCAAACCUAACUCCACCCAGGGCCCAGAGGCACCCUACUCUGGCAGCAAGCCUCCUGCCCAAAGGGACUCAGCUUCUCAUACCGUGGGCCUGAGAGCCCACUGUGCCAUCUCCUGCUGCUGCUUAUCUGCCACUGUUUCUUCCUGUCUUCAGUGUUCCUGCUCUCUCUCUCUCUUUCUUUCUAUGUCUCAGUCUGUGUCUUCUGGUUCCAGGAGGUUCUCAGUGCAGGGAUCCCGGGUCCAAAGGAUACACUCCGCUCCUGGUUCUCCCUCCCUGGUUGUGGUGGGAUCCUGUCUUUCCCGCCUCUGGGGUGGCUCAUUUCAAGCAAAACUGACCAACCCCCUUCGUGGGCCACAGUUACUUUAUUGGUACAGUUCCACCCAGUCACUGUGUGUGAGUGACAAAGGCCAUGGCUAGAAGGGCCACAUUAAGUAACUCAUUGCACUGCAGCAUUCUGUACAAAGCCUCUUUGUAAAGAAUAACAAAAACCAGGCAAGAAAGGAGUGAAAUGCUGUGAUUUGCUGUAUGUGCAAAUGGAUGGCAACUGUUUGGAAAGGAGCCUCCACUAGCCUUUUCUCAGCACUGACCUGGAAGAGCUAAAGGAUGCUGUAUUUGUCGUGGCUAUAGAAUACGGGAAUGUCACAGAAAACGGGAAGCAGUAAAGCAUUUGCCCCACUGACAUUGCAACUUGUGUGAAAACAGCAUGGAACUCACACUCAGAUGCUUGCUUCUUGGUUUUGGACCCUGUGCUGGAUACUAGGGUAAAGAUGACCUGCCUAGGAGGCAUGAGGCACCUGCAGAAGGUGAUCUUAGGUAGAAGGUGCCUGGAGGCCUUGGGAAGGGAUUAUUUGAUGUGCUGUGGAAGUUCUAAGGAGGAUAGAUCCCUGGGCAGAUAAAGUUAGGCCUUCCUAGAGGAUGAAGCAUGUCUACAAAUAAAGACAUCAGUGCAGUGCUUCACUCUCCUAACGUGGAGGCUUCUCCAUGAGAGCCAUAGAGAACCUUUUGGCAGUGAACUUAAAACUGCCUUCUUCAAGAAGAAACAAAUGAGGCAGAAGCACAAGAGUAAAACUCAGAUGAGGAUUAAAAUAAACAAUAAACCCAUUGUUGUCAGCUCCAACUCAUAGUGACUAUAGAACAGAGUAGGACUGGCCCAUAGGAUUUCCAACACUAAAUCUUUAUGGAAGCAGACUGCCACCUCUUUGUCCUGCAGAGAGGCUGGUGGGCUUGAACCUCCGACGUUUCAGUUAGCAGCCAAGCUCUUAACUACUGCACCACCAGGGCUCCUAUCAGUGGAGGAUAAAACUGUAAUAUUUUUCAAGUUUGUUAUAACUAUUUUCAACAGCUAUAAAACUAAGGAUCUUUAAAUAGUCUCCAUAGCAAGAAACAAAUAAUGAAAAAGUGUAGACAAACUUGUCCACAAUGUAUAAGCCUUACACCCUUAGAAGUCAACAAGGAGGAUAAAACAAGUGUUGUAAGCAAAAGGUACUGAUGGAGACAAUGUAGGAAAUAAGAAUGUUGAGUGGAAGUUCAUAGACUUCCAGGGACCUUAGGCACUACCCCAUCCCCAUUGCUCAUAUGAAUCCAGAGAGGAUCUUGGACUCCUAGCAGGGCACAGGACUACAGCCCAGUGAUGAAUUUAGUAAACAUGGUCCCUUCAGCCCUUUCUGAGCUGGCUUGACAUAAGAAACGAGCUUACUCCAGAAAACUUUUCCACCACAAUACAUCAUGGAGGGGUUGUCUCCUUUGCUGGUCAACUGGCACCAGGUAAUUAGCUCUCCCUCUUGCUCCUCACUUGCUUAAGUACUGUUUGUUUUUAGUUUCUCUUCUUUUAACUAGUUCCCUUCAGGAUGUUUUAUUAUCAUUGCUAUUGAGACCUAAUUCAUAUAUCAAAAAAUUUACUCUUUUAAAGUGUAUAAUUCAGUAGUUUCUGGUACAUUCAUAAGACUGUGCAACCAUCACCACUAUCUAAUUCUCAAACAUUUUCAUUUCCCCAAAAAGAAACCUGGCACCCAUUAGCAAAAGACAAAAACAAGACCAGUUGCCACUGAGUAGAUUCCGACUCAUGGCAACCCCAUGUGUUUCAUAGUAGAACUGUGCUACAUAGGGUUUUCAUGAAUGGAACCUUUUGGAAGCAUAUUACCCGGCUUUUCUUCUGAGGCACCGCUGGGAGGUUCAAACCACCAACCUUCUGGUUAGUAGCUGAGCACUUAACCAUGUUCGCCACCCAGGAACUCCUGUACCCAUUAGCAGACAAUCCCAAUUCCUCCUCCCUCCAACCCCUGGUAAUCACUAAAUCUACUUUCUUCCUCUAUGGAUUUACCCAUUUUGGACAUUUUGUACAAAUGGAAUCAUACAAUAUGUGGUCUUUUUGUCUGUCUUCUUUCAGUUAACAAUGCUUUUAAUGUUCAUCCAUGUGUAGCAUGUAUCAGUAUUCCAUCCCUUUUUAUGCUGAAUAAAUCAUUGCAUGGAUAUACCACACCAGGUGAUAGGCUUUAAGGUGUUUUCACCUUUUGGCUAUUGGGAAUACUGCUGCUGUGAACACUCGUCUACAAGUUUGUGUGUGAACAUGUUUUCAAUUCUUUGGCGUAGUGGUUAAGUGCUACGGCUGCUAAACAAAGGGUCAGCAGUUCAAAUCCCCCACGCACUCCUUGGAAACUCUAUGGGGCAGCCCCACUCUGUCCUAUAGGGUCGCUGUGAGUCGGAAUCGACUCGACGGCACUGGGUUUUUUUAUACCUAGGAGUGGAAUUGGCAAUAUGGUAACUCGAUGUCUAACGUUUUGAGAAACUGCCAGACUGUUUUCCAAAGCAGCUACUCCAUCUCACAUUCCCACCAGCAGUGUAUAAGUGAUCCAGUUUCUCUACAACCACACCAACACUUUUUAUUGUCCAUCUUUUUAAUUCUAGUCACCCUAGUGGGUGUGAAGUGUUAUCUCAUUGUGGUCCUGAUUUGUAUUUCCCUAAUGCUAGUGAAAAAGAUUCCUGAGAAGGGAAAAUGGUUAAGCACUGGACUGAUAGAAAGGUUGGCUGUUCGAACAUACCCAAGGGCAAUCUGCUUCCAAAAGGUCACAUUCUUGCAAACCGUAUGGAGCAGUUCUACUCUGCGCACAUGAAGUCACCAUGAUUAGGAAUUGACUCCACAGCAAUGGGUUUGGGUUUUUUGGUUUUUAAAUAAACGUUGAGCAUCUUUUCAUGUGCUUAAUGGUGCUAUUACUGAUAUCUUUAAUUCAUUAUAUCAUUAAUAUCACACACAAGUGACAUUUUGCUGAAGAUCAUUCAAAAGCAUUUAUCAACAGGGAACAGCCAGAAGUUCAAGCCAGAUUCAGAAGAGGAUGUGGAACUAGGGAUAUCUUUGCUGAUGUUAGGUGGAUCUUGGCUGAAAGAAGAGAACAGUAGAAACAUGUUUAAUCUGUGUUUUAUUGACCAUGCAAAGGCAUUCAGAUGUGUGGAUCAUAACAAAUUAUGGAUAACAUUGCAAAGAAUGGAGUUCCAGAACACUUAAUUUUGCUCAUGAGGAACCUGUACAUAGACCAAGAGGCAGUCGGAUUCCAAGAGAACAAGGGAAUACUGAGUGGUUUAAAGUUAGGAAAGUUGUGCGUCAGGAUUCUAUCCUUUCACCAUAAUUAUUUUAUCUGUAUGCUAAGCACAUAACCCAAGAAGCUGGACUAUAUAAAGAAGAACUCGGCAUCAGGAUUGGAGGAAGUCCCGUUAACAACCUGUGUUAUAUAGACCACACAACCUUACUUACUGAAAGUGAAGAGAACUUGAAGCACUUACUGAUGAGGAUCAAAGACCACAGCCUUCCGUAUGGAUUACACCUCAGCAUAAGGAAAACAAAAAUCCUCAACUGCACCAAUAAGCAACAACAUGGUAAACGGAGAAAAGAUUGAAUUUGUCAAGGAUUUCAUUUUACUUUGAUCCACAAUUAGUGCCCCCAUGGAAGCAACCAUCAAGUAAUCAAACAACACAUUGCUUUGGGCAAAUGGGCUGCAAAAGAUCUCUUUAAAGUGUUAAGAAGUAAAGAUGUCACUUUAAGAACUAAGGUGUGCCUGACCCAAGCCAUGGUAUUUUCAGUCACCUCAUGGGCAUAGAGAAGCUGGACAAUGAGUAAGGAAGACCGAAGAAGAAUUGAUGGUUUUGAAUUAGGGUGUUGGCAAAGAAUAUUGAAUACGCCAUGGACUGCCAAAAGAACAAACAAAUCUGUCUUGGAAGAAGUACAGCCAGAAUGCUCCCUAAAAGCAAGGAUGGCGAGACUUCAUCUCACAUACUUUGGACAUGUUAUCAGGAGGGACCGGUCCCUGGAGAAGGACAUCAUGCUUGGUAAAGUGGAGGGUCAGUGAAAAAGAGGAAGACCUUUAAUGCCAUGGAGUGACACAGUGGUUGCAACAGUGUGCUCAAGCAUAACAAUGAUUGUGAGGAUGGCACAGGACUGGGCAGUGUUCUGUUGUACAUCGGGUCGCUGUGAGUCAGAACCGGCUCAAGGGCACCUAAGGACAACAAUAGUGCUAUUUGAAUAUCUUCUUUGGAAAAUGUCUGUUUAAAAUCUUUGCUCAUAUUUUAAUUGGGUUAUCUUUUUAUUGCUGUGUUGUAAGAGCUCUUUGUUCUGGAUAUUAAACUCUUAAUAUAUUUUCUUCCAUUGGGUUGGUUGUCUUUCACUUUUUUUUUUCCCCCACUUUUUUGGUAGUGUCUUUUGAAGCACUGCUGAGCUACUUUAAACAAAUAUUUCAAACUAAAAUUAGACUUAUCUGAUUUUAAAGAAAACUAAAUUAGACAUAUGUAAUUGGUGUCUAAACUAUACUUUUAAAUGUAAUAAGGAAGCAUUACACUUUUACAAGCAAACCUUUGUAUGCAGACCACGUUUUGAGGAUUCCAAACUAAAUCCUGAGCCCGUUAAGGGACCUAACAGAAUGACAGCUAUCACUUCUAUGGAAUUUAUGUGCCAGGCACUGUUUGGGCACUUCACGUAUAUUAGCUCAUCAAAUUCUCACAACAAUCCUAUGAGAUAGAGACUGUUAUCAUAAUAUUUAUUGUACUGCUAAGAAAACGGAGGCAGAGGGAGGUUAAGUAAUUUUCCUGAAGCCAAACAAUAAGUAGCAGAGAUGGGCUCUGAGUCUGGCUCCAGAUUCCCUUGCUCUUAACCAUUCUCCUAAAGUACCAGCACGGGAUUCGACCAUUUCAAAGAAGCUUAUCCCCUCGCUUUGGGGACAGAAUCUAGUGUUUUCAUGGUGUCUGCACGCUGGGCAUUUUUCCUCUCGGUACCAAGCCACCCAUGUGUCUUCCUUGCAUCGCUUCCCUCCCGGUCCGGAACCCGCUUGGUUUCAGGACCCUUCCUCCUAAAGUGUGAGAGGCUUUAGUAUUCUUCAAAGCAACUGGGAAGUCGCCUGCGUCGCGCAGGUUCUAAAUUCCUAGCGGCCUAUGGUCGCCGAGGAGCUGUGGAGUGAGGCCAAUGAGGCUCAAAGCUGGGCCGUGGGCGGAGCUAGCGGAGGGGGCGGGAACGGAGGCCUCUCGGCAGUACCUACUGUGUGCUGCGUUUGCUGCCCAGAGCAGAGCCAUGAGCUGGACCUGCCCGCGUUGCCAGCUACCCGUUUACUUUGCUGAGAAGGUGAGCUCCCUGGGCAAGAACUGGCACCCCUUCUGCCUGAAAUGUGAGCGCUGCCACAGCAUCCUGUCCCCCGGGGGGCACGCAGAGCACAAUGGGAGGCCAUAUUGCCACAAGCCAUGUUACGGGGCUCUCUUCGGACCCAGGGGGGUGAAUAUUGGUGGUGUGGGCUCCUACCUCUACAGUCCCCCCACUCACACCCCUGCCAGCAGCACUUCCCUCAGCCCCAGCAGCUUCAGCCCCCCUAGACCCAGGACUGGCCUUCCCCAGGGAAAGAAAAGCCCUCCCCACAUGAAGACAUUCACUGGGGAGACUUCACUGUGCCCUGGCUGUGGGGAGCCCGUCUAUUUUGCUGAGAAGGUGAUGUCUUUGGGCAGAAAUUGGCACCGGCCCUGUCUGAGGUGCCAGCGCUGCCAGAAGACCCUGACUGCUGGGAGCCAUGCUGAGCAUGACGGCCUCCCCUACUGCCACAUCCCCUGCUACGGCUACCUGUUUGGCCCCAAAGGCGUGAACAUUGGCGACGUGGGCUGCUACAUUUAUGACCCAGCAGAGAUGAAAUCCAAAUGAGGUGCUCACAGCAGAGAUCACUCUGACUCAGGCUGCUCACCAUUCUCUCUGUGGUCCACUGGGAGCUAUAGAAUUCUUUAGUCCUAUCGGGAUGGAGGGAGGUAUAGGCCUGGGCCUAGGCUCCAUGGGAGGAAUAGGCAUGUGGGCCAGAGAACCUGGACUUUAUCUGACAACUCUUGCCUUUCCCAUUCCUAUCUUUCCUAUCUGGCCACGGGUCAUAGGCAAUCCCUUUGAAGAGUGGCCUCCUUGCCUUCCCCAUCCCUUUUGCCAGCAAACUCUGGAGGUUCGAGAUACUCAUAAAACUUGUUUAUUGAGCCUCAGCCUCCCUGGCUUCUCCAAUAAAAUGUUACCUCCCAUGACUUCAACUCUUCUUUGGGCAUGAGGCCUAGACAGUG